Porites lobata is the source of this 4649-nucleotide messenger RNA. Lineage: Eukaryota; Metazoa; Cnidaria; Anthozoa; Scleractinia; Poritidae. The record is from the annotation of a GenBank genome assembly.
UGGGACGCCGUCUAUAUGAAUAUUCAUUGUGUAGUCAUUUAAGGACUGUAGUUUCUGCCUCGAACUAAUAACCAUAAACUCUGUUUUGGCGACAUUGAGACUUAACUUAUUAGCUUUGAGCCAGCGAUCAAUAUAUUUCAGGUCACCAUUGAUUUGGGACUCAAGAUCAGACUCAGAGUAUGGUAGCUGCAGAAAAGGUAACAUUAGUGUCGUCGGCAUACAUUCUAGGAGAGCCCACAUUCAAACAAGUUGGUAGAUCAUUUAUAUAGAUUAAGAAAAGAAGAGGACUAAUUAUUGACCCUUCAGGUACGCCACAAUUUAGAGGGCUCGCGCUAGAUAGAUGAUUGUUUACGUUACACCUUUGCAUACGGGUAGUUAGGUAAGAUUUAAACCAUUUCAGGGCGUCUUGAUCAACGCCAUACUUAGUAAGUUUUUUUAGAAUUAUCUCGUGGUCAAUAGUGCCAAAGGCCUUCUUCAAAUCAAUAAAGAUAGUGUGACUAAGUGACUAAGUUGGGAUUGCGAAAAUUACAUAUUUUCCCCAAAGUGACUAAGAUGGGGUCACAGAAAAGACUAUAAUGGGGUAGGGGCUCUGAGAGGCCAGCGGCACAUACCCAGCAAAAAUUAACCCAUUUCACCAUCAGUGUCAUUUAAUACGGGGCGGAAAAGAGAGCGCCAGAGCGCUCUGGAGAGCUAGACUGCGAGCACCCCAGCGACUUUGAAGAAAAUAAGAGUCUAGGACGUACGAGCGGCGAGUGGCGAGGCCCCUAGCCUCCCACGCAGGCGUUUUUAGAGGAGAUAACGAUGUCAAGAGACUAUAUAUCGUAACAAUUUAAUGAUUCAUCUCUCCCUUAGAUCGAGGGUAUUUGAUUUCGAGCAAUUGUCUGUUUAUCUGUAAUACGACUACCAUAUCGAUGUCGAGUGACUAUCGUAUCAAAGGCAUUGAUUCAUCUCGCGCUUAGAACUGAAAUCGCGGGUACUAGUUGAUAUCGAGUAAUUGUCUGUUUAUCUAUAAAACAACUACCAUAUCGAUGUCGAGUGACAUGCUCGUAUCAAUUGAUUGAUUUAUCUCGCUCUUAGAUCGCGGGUAUUUGAUACCGAGUAAAUUGUCUGUUUAUCUGUAAUAAAACAAAAAAGUUUUCCGGGUCUUGAUUUUCCGGGUCUAAGUUUUCCGGACACCCGUAAUCCAGGCGAUACAACUACCAUAUCGAUGUCGAGUGACUAUCGUAUCCAAUGAUUGAUUUAUCUCGCGCUUAGAUCGCGGGUAUUUAAUUCUGUUGUCUGUUUAUCUGUUUAGUCUGUAAAUGACACCCACAAUACAAGGGCACCCAACGACUGUUUUCAGUAAAAUAUCUGAUCGGAGAAGCAGAUUUUGCAUAGAAUUUUCUAUUACCCCCCCCCCGACGGCUAAAAAUGUUCUAGAUGACCGUUCCAUUCAUGUACAAUUCUCGAAGGUUAUCUAAUAAAUGAAUGAUUUAAGAAGUCUUAAUAUUUCUUCUUUGGAACCUAGACCUUUUCAGACAAAUAGCUACAAAUAAAUGGGUCUAUGUUGGAGAAGAAACAAUAUUUUAUCUGUUGCAUUUGAAUUAAUAAAGUUCGGAUAUCUAGAAGUAAUAUCACCAUAGAAUUUUUCUCUCGCGCGAUUGUAGAGACUAUCUGAAGCCCGUUUCGUUCUUAACAUACAUUAGAUGAACAAUAUUGACAUGUUCUAGAGUUUUCCGGAAUUUUUGGAAAAAAUGUCUACCAGUUUCAAUUCUUAAUCAUGGUUUCCUGAUCUCAAUUUCGCAACGGUUUGUCUCUGUUGCAAAUUUUUCAUUAAAAUAACCGAACUGAACAGAAAUACUUCCAGCCCUCCUUGAGACGUUUUGAAGGAAAAUUGAGACAGAAGUUUCUUAUUUAUUAGAUCGUUGAUUGCAUUUGUUGAGUAAGUGCGCGAAAAAAUCCAACCCUUCUCGGUUUUUGUUGUCACGCGUGCUGGACGAGUCUGAAAGAGAAAAUAGAUGGUGUGUGAGCAGGGAUAGAUUACAAAAUGAUUCUAUAAGAGAAAAGAAACUUAGCCAUACAAAUUUGGUGGCGACAAGGUAUCUUUUAAAAAAGAGAAUAAAAGCUCACUGCGGGUUGACGUGCGUCGAACGAAAACGUUGUUUAACAGUCGUCCCAUGAUCAAUCUCAUUACUACUUCAUAUUAAAAUAAAAGCGAAGAAAAUCCCGGGAAGUCACCACUCUGAAAGAAAGUUGACAAACGGACCCUAAUUAUACCACAAUAAUUGUGGGAGCCGGCUUGCACGGUGUAUACCGGUAUAAUUUGGCGCUCCCUUUGAAUAGAAGGAUCGAUAAAUAAUGGCGUGUAAAUAGGCUAUUUCCGAGUCAGUGCCUUAAGCCUAUUCAUGUUUCCGUCAAAGCGAGGCUAGGCUAUGUGGAAAGCUACUUAUAUGAAAAUGAUUUGUUAUUCUCAUUCUAAAACUCAUUUCCACCAGAAAGGUUUUGCAGUUAGUUUCGUUUUGAAAGUGGGAGACUUUAAUUUGGAACUUGGAAAAGGCUAUUGGCCGCUGACAAAUCGUACCACGUAAACAGCCUUCCUUGGCUUACACCUAGCGUGGUUAAACUCUGGUAACCAUGGUACAGGUCUGGCACAAUGUCUUUAACCAAGCUAAAUACCUGCGUGAUUUGAUUUCAACCACUUCAUUUCUGUGUGUAUUUCUCACCUAUGAAGCUUUGUCAUCAAUGCAAUGAAUAAUUCUUGCCGGGGAAAAAAGGAAAUUAUCAGAGCCCAGAUGGUUUGGAAAUCGGAUUCUUAUGUUUUUAGUUAUGCGAGCUCUGCUUUGAAUUUCCUUCUCGAGAAUUAUUUAUGAUUUGAGAAACUGCAUCCCACAUAUCUGGUAUCGCGACAUCUCCAAGUCGCUUUAAAAAUGAUUUCACUCGUUUUUACUUAAACAGUACAGUUCUAGUAGUAUCAACUGAACGUUUAUACUUCCCUUAUAGGCAAGGACUCUGGGAUACAAAACCUCGGAAAACCGAAGAAAACUGAAGAAAAGAAGCGAAAUGAAACUGUUUUCAGUGCUACCAUUAUUUCUCUCAAUCAGCUUAUGCUUAUGCUUAUCAGGUACUAUGUAUUUCAUAAAUCAGUGUAUGAGAACUACAGACCCUUCCAGUUCCUCUAACAAGAUGCAUGGGAGAAACGAAACUGGGGCGGAUUAAAGGAACUGUUUCACUGUAGAUUUUAGUCGUUUUUGCCAAGUUUUGCCAGCUAUUGCUAAGAAACUGAAAAUCAAGGAAGAAAUUACUUCCAAAUGACAAAUUCAUUAUUUCUUCAUAGCAAUAAUGUCUUAGUCUCAAAGAUAUACAAGGUGAAAAAAGCAACGGAUAUAAUUUUUGAAAAACUCAUGGUUUAAUAGGCUGAGAAACAAAACCAACUAAUUUCAUUGAUGCGAAAUCUUUUGUAUGCAUGUAUUCAAGUGCGUAGUUUGGUCAGCCAGUUUAAUUUAGUAAUGGCUGAAUUAUGCUAAUCUGGCGAAAUCUGGGCUCAAUUUCGCGACACAGGCCUCUUGGUUCUUGACAUGCCGCUGAGAAAUUUGUCUCCGCUCGUUAUUUUAUUAUGUUAUUUUUUUAUUUGAGCCGUUGUUGAUUGAUGGAGAAAGUUGAAUUUCAAAGAUCCCAACUGAUAGCCAAAAAAGUAAGAAGUAAGUACUGUUCUAUUUAAUUUUAAGGCGUCAAACUUAGGUCCACCUUUUGCUGCCUAAACUUCUUUUCUCUGUCUAAAUCCGCGCCGCUAUUUUUGGAUAGAGUUCUGAUCCCUAGCUGUAUUUUUCUAUCGGCAUUUUAACGUCGUUCUCCUCCUUGCCUCUUCCCAAGACUGCAAUUUCGUAAUUUCACAUGUGAAAAUAUGAAGUAAACGCUAAAAUUUCGAGCUAAAAUUAAGGUGCAAUUUGUCACCCACGACAUUGUUUUAAUUGUUCAGGCCAUAAAUACCAAGUCUAACGCUGGUUAGUCCGACCAUGAUUCAACCCAUUUCAAUUUCUUUUAGGUUGUCCCAAAGGUUGGACGCAGUUUAAAGGCUACUGUUACCUUGUGGGGGGCUCCAUUAAGACCUGGGACCAAGCCCAAGAGUUCUGCAAACAUCGUGGAGGAGAGCUAGUGAAGAUAAAUAGCUUCGAAGAAAACGAGUUUGUACUCAAGCUCGUUAACCAAUGCGAUCCACCUCUUAAACAGGUUUGGAUCGGACUCAGAUGGAAACCUUACUCCAAGACGUUUCUCUGGUCUGAUAACUCGAUUCCAUUCUUCAAGAAUUGGGCUCCUCAUGAACCGAAUGGAAAAGCCAGCGAACCUUGCGGCCACAUGUACACGGGGCACAGGGACCCGAUCUAUCGUCCGUCGGGUUCCUGGAAUGAUCUCCCUUGUGAGGGCGUACCCCAUCUUCCCAAUGGUCUUGUCUGCAAGAGGCUGCACAUGGUAUGCUCUUGAUUGCUGAUAAGGAAACUACACUCACACGAUCAAAGCCGAAGUUAGUUGACGGGAUUUCCCUUCUAUAGUGUAAACGUAGCGCUCGUCCUUUGAUUCAUGUAUGGACAAUAUGUCCAUGUAACCAAGCUAAUAAAAAAAGAGAAGUGUUUAGAUGUAAAAUAAUGCAAUGGUGGCUUGAAAAUUAAACAGAG